Molecule: messenger RNA, 1070 nt
Organism: Dryobates pubescens (Downy woodpecker)
Lineage: Eukaryota; Metazoa; Chordata; Aves; Piciformes; Picidae
Product: M1-specific T cell receptor alpha chain-like
Exons: 8
Coding region: 219-1070 (283 amino acids)
Molecular function (GO): peptide antigen binding
Source: RefSeq, a predicted model, not a curated record
AGCAGAAGCUGUUGGCUGCAGGAGCAACAUGUGUCACUGCUGGAGGAGACCACAGCACAGGCACUGCAGGUGUGCUGAGCAGCAGCUUUUUCUCCUCCCUAUGGCAGUGGCUGUGCCCCUGGCAGAGUCAUUUCCGGCAGCUCUGCUCUCGUGGGGCUCUGGCUGGGACCUGUGGCCUUUGGAGUCUCUCUCACACACGCAGCAGGAUCGGUCUCAGCAUGCGCCUCGCCUAUCUCCUCCUGGCUGCCUUCCUGAGGCAACCACAGGGCACCAUGGGGCAGGUCACUGUCACCCAGCAAGAAGGACAAGUCACAGUGAAGCAGGGAGACACCUUCCACACCAAAUGCACAUACCAGACCUCCAGCUUUAACAGCUUGUUCUGGUACCAGCAGAAGAAAGGCCAAGCUCCCCAGCUGCUCUCGUACCAGGCAGCAGCUGGCCCCAAGCACAGCAGCCGUCUGACCACACUGCUGAACACCACGGGGAAAUACAGCCUGCUGCAGCUGGAGGAGGUGGAGGUAGAGGUGGAGGUCUCUGACAGUGCCUUGUACCUCUGUGCUGUGGCUGCCAUAUCAGGAAGAACCCUUGGGAAGCUAUCAUUUGGGCAAGGAACAAGAGUUGCUGUAACUCCAGAUGUCACUCCCUCCCCCUCAGCCCACAGGCUGACCUCUCCCGAUGAUGAGGAUCUGGCAAUGUGCAUUGUCACAGACUACUGCCCUGAGGAGCUCACUCUGAACUUCACUGCUGGGCAGACAGAGGCUGUUGUGGAGGUGGCGACAGCCGAGCACGGGCGGGAAGCAAGCUACCUGUCCACCUACUGGGCCAGGAAGGAUGAAAUGCAGUGUGGUGCAAACCAUGAGGGCUUUGGGCAGCUGGAGGGAGAGGAUCCUGACAGUGGUGCCAGCUCUGUCUGUGUCACAGAGAUGUCUCCACACUUCAGGACAGAUGAAAACCUGAACUGGCUGUCUUUGACACAGCUGGGCCUGAAGAUCACUUUGCUGAAAGGAGUCCUUUUUAAUGUGCUGAUGACAAUGCUCAUGUGGAAAAUCAAGCGAGUGUGCUGGGCCUAG